Messenger RNA from Alosa alosa (allis shad), 2382 nucleotides. RefSeq names its product GTPase IMAP family member 9-like. The record is from RefSeq and is a predicted model, not a curated record. Lineage: Eukaryota; Metazoa; Chordata; Actinopteri; Clupeiformes; Clupeidae. The transcript is spliced from 6 exons. The coding region runs from base 836 to 2014 and encodes 392 amino acids. Gene Ontology annotation, molecular function: GTP binding.
CACAGUGACUAGCAGAGGUCACCCAGAGAAUAACUACAGUAUGUAGAGUACCAACUGAAUAUCGAUACUGAGUAUUGGAGAUUACUGGAGAAAAUGGCACAGAUGGUAUGCAAACAGGAUGAGCUGCAGAUUAUUGUUCUUGGGUACAACCGGUCUGGCAAGACCGCAACGAUAAACACAUUCCUGGGAGUCGGAGCGUAUCAUCAGGGGGAAGGAGCAACACAUUCCGUCAAGAGAGAGGGGCGUGGUUGUGGGCAGGAAGGUGACUUUGAUUGACACUCCUGGAUGGUGGAGGUUUUAUUCCGCCACCCAAACCACAGAGUACAUCAAACGUGAGCUUGUGCUGAGCACCUCCCUCUGUCCACCCGGACCCCACGCCUUCCUCCUGGUGGUCAAGCUUGACAAUCAGUUUACUGAAAAUGAACAGACUUCAGUGGUGGAACACUGUGAGCUCCUGGGUGCAAACAUCUGGGAGCAUACCAUUGUCUUGUUCACCAAGGGGGAUUUAUUGACAGACAAAACCAUUGAGGAGCGCAUCAAGAGCAAGGAUGAAACCCUUGAGUGGUUGGUGAGGACAUGCGGAGGCAGAUUUCAUGUCUUUAACAACAAGACCAAACGUGAUGAUCAAUCUCAAGUCAAAACACUUUUGGAUAAGCUAGAAGAACUGAUAGCCAGUAACCAUCACCGUCCCUUUGAGGUUGACCACAUCAAACUGAAAGAUAUUGAAAAGGCAAAGAAAGCUGAUAAGGAACGAGGAUUCAAAUUCAAAGAGAAAGUCACAGAACAAAGAAAGAGGAUCAAGACAGGAGAGGUGCUCCCUCUUCCUGAAAUAAGAAUGCUACUAGUUGGAUGGAUGAUCUCUGGGAAGAGUUAUGCAGGAAAUAUCAUCCUAAAUGGAGAUCAUUUUACCCCUGGGAAAGUGACUGAGAAGGCUGAGAGUAGACAAGGAGAAGUUUGUGGCCGAAAUCUCACAGUGGUUGACACACCUGGGUGGUGGAAGUUCCUCCCGACUAAGUACACUCCUGGGAAGGUUAAGUUGGAGUUAGAGAGAGGAGUAGGUCUUUGUAAGUACCCUCACGCUAUCCUCCUCACUUUGCCGGUGGAUGUGUCAUUCCAUGAGGAGCAGAGACACAUAAUCCAAGAAACAUUGGAGACACACUUGGGAGAGGAUGUAUGGAGACACACCAUCAUUCUCUUCACAUUCGGAAACCUGCUGAAAGACACCACCAUAGAGGAGGUCAUCGAGAGUGAGGGCAAAGCUCUGCAGUGGCUCGUCCAGAGGUGCGGAAAUAGAUAUCACUUCUUUGGUGAGAGAGCGAAGAGUAGCAGGGAGGUUGGAGAGCUGCUGGGGAAGAUUGAGCAGAUGGUGGCAGGAAAUUGUGUGCAUUGCCCUAUAAUGGCCCGACAAACAGACAUGGAAACAAAGGCUGAAAGGCACAAAGCAGACAAUGAUGUUGCAUGCACAGAUGAUGUCAUCGAUGCACUGUACAGAGAAUGGUUGCGUAGAGAUGAAAAGAUGAUUAAGGAGGUCUGGAAGAAGUGGGAGGCUGCUAUGGCAGCAUGCAAACAAAAAACAGACAAAAGCAUAGACAUUCCACUUGAAUUUAAGGGAGAAUCACAAUCCAUGGACACUAUCAGCCAUAGUGAAACCUUCCAGGAUAAACCUUCUUACACUGCAAAAGAUGAAUUGCAGAAUGAUAAGAAUGACCAGAGCAUCCAAAGGCAGCGGGCAGAUAAUGAGACGCUUGCAAGUAAUUUGAAAGAUCUGCUCGAUUAUGAAUGGAGAAGGCGGGACUUUAUACUCAAGGAGCUAGUCCGUGAAGCAGUAAAGGAACUUAAACGUGAUGGUUCAUCUGAGCCAGAUCCAAAGGAGCAGAGGGAAUCCAGGGACAAAGUCGUGGGCUGGUUACUGAAAAGCUCUGGCUAUGGUUCCUAUAUGAGUGACUCCCAAGACCUUUUAAACGUCAGUGACAAGGACAGCCAUGGCUCGAACAUGAAUAACAUCAGUAAGUAGGAAGACGAGAUUCCACACACUAUGCAGUGGUUUUGUGGGAGGGCCACAAGAUGGACGACACAACAAGCUCUAGACAAGGACUGUUCAGACUAAAAACACAAGUACAGCAUUGUAUGCAAUCACUUAUGUAUCAAUUGUUAUUCUAUAAGAACAUAAUUGGAAUGGAUUUAUAGUUAUAAAUUUCUCUUAAUACAUCUGAGAACAUUUGUAAAAUAAGAUGUGUGUUUAUAUUUUAUGUUCCACCCCACAAAUUAUUUUAAGAGUUUCAAAAUUAUCUGUAAAAUAAAAUAGUCUAAUUGCUAAAAAAUGUAUUUUUUUUAUCUUUUUGGAAAUGUCAUAUUCUCUUUUAUAUUUUAUGUUGUAACGAC